AUGCAUCUUAUUCAAAUACUGUUAGUAUUGGUAAUAUUCUCGUUUGGAAUCUUAUAUGAAGUUGAAGGUAAUCAAUGGGUAAAUACGUUGAAACGUUCAGUACGCAACAAGUGUUUCUGUGCCAAAAGUGAAUGUUGUUCAAAAUGGGGUUAUUGUGGUAAAACAGAUGAAUACUGUGGUGUCGGCUGUCAAUCUGGUCCUUGUAAACUCUCACCGACACAGCCUGCUAAGCUGUCAACUAGUUUUACAUUGACAGCCGAUACAUUUGCAUGUGUUUUCCCGAAAAUUGACGCUGAAUUACGUGCACGUCGUUUUCAAGGUUUACACGAAGCCAUGGAAUUAAUGAAAUGGAAGCCAGCAAGUAGUACGGAAGCAGCUGUGUUUCUUUCUCAUGUUUCACAUGAAACAGACGGUUUGAAAACUUGUGAAGAAUACUGUUCUCAACGUGGCUCUUGUAAUAACUAUCAAUCAUCGUGGUGCGAAAUUCAAGCGCGUCCAAAUGUUAAAUAUUAUGGCCGAGGUUGGUUUCAGUUAUCCUAUCCAUGCAAUUAUCAUAAUGCAGGAAAAGCUCUUGGUAUCGAUCUAUUAAAAGAGCCCGGCUUAGUUAGUGAAUCGGAAAAGAUCGCUGCGGCGACGGCAAUUUGGUAUUACAAAGAAACUGGCAUGGAUAAAUUAGCGCAACGAGGUGAUUUUGGUGAGACGACACGAAAGAUCAAUGAAUACGAAUGUUCAGGAAAAGCUGGCCAUCAAAUGCAAGCGGCACGCGUACAAACAUAUCAUCAAGUGCGCAAAUGUUUCAAUCUACCUCCGGCAACGAACAGCAAUCUAAUUUGUUAG
Adineta ricciae is the source of this 837-nucleotide messenger RNA. Lineage: Eukaryota; Metazoa; Rotifera; Eurotatoria; Adinetida; Adinetidae. The record is from the annotation of a GenBank genome assembly.